CUUGGAGUGAAGCAUUAUGGGUUGAUCGAAACGUCGAAGAUGCUAUGAUAGAAAGUGUUUCUUUCCUUUCGGAAAAUAAAUGCUACAACCAUGAAGAGUGUUUUUGUGCUUGCGGACAAAGCCUGGGCAGGAUCCAACAUACUUUAUAGGUGGCAGAAAAGUCUGGGUAAUUAUGUUGCUGUGGCAGGACAUGAUAACACUGUGAAAAUAUUUGACCGUCAUGGACACAAGUGGGCAGAGCUCAGUCUGCCAGGCCGCUGCGUGGGGAUGGACUGGGAUAAAGAUGGAGAUACUCUGGCUGUGAUAGCUGCGAAAUCCAACGCUGUUCACCUUUGGGAUGCUAGUGUCAAUAAAACCUCUCACAUAGAGAGUGGAAUGAAAGAUCAAAUGUCCCUCAUUUUGUGGUCAAAAACAAGUUCUCUGUUAGCCAUUGGAACUGUCAAAGGAAAUCUACUGAUUUAUAAUCCACAGACAACACGCAAGAUUCCUGUACUUGGUAAACAUACCAAGAAGAUAACAUGUGGCUGCUGGAGCUCUCAAAAUCUUCUGGCUCUAGGAAGCGAAGACAACACUCUUACAAUCAGUAAUCAUGAAGGGGACACAAUUCGACAGACAACUUUACGUGGUGAACCAGCUGAAAUUUACUUUUCUGUAAAAAAAACUGAUGAAAGAUCCACGCAUGGUGAGAGUACUAUAAGUUUUUCUGUGGACAAGAAAAUACUUGUUCUGUUCAACAUUAAUGACCCAGAGGACAGGACACAUUUGGCUUUUCAGCGCCACUAUGGGCAUAUUGUAUCUUAUUGCUGGUAUGGCGAUGGUUACAUCCUCAUUGGUUUUUCCAAUGGAUAUUUUGUGGUGAUCUCUACCCACAGCAGAGAAAUAGGUGAGGAACUUUACCAGGCACGCAAUCAUAAAGAUUGUCUCAACAGUGUGGCCAUCUCUUCAACUUUAAACAAGGCUGCUUCUUGUGGGGACAACACAAUAAAGAUCCACGAGCUUUCUGACCUUAAAGAUAUAAGCAAUUUACUUCGGCUGGAUGAUGAAACCAAAGGACUGGACCAGCUUAGUUGGACAGACGAUGGUCAACUACUGGCUGUAUCCACUCAAAAAGGAACACUUCAUGUUUUCCUCACUAAGCUGCCCAUCCUGGGUGACAGCUUUGGAACCAGAAUGGCUUUUCUUACCUCUUUGUUAGAGGUUACUGUGUUCAAUCAGGUGGAAGGGGAGAAUCCUGUGGUUAUUGAAGUGGAAGUUGAACCAACUUUUAUUGCAGUGGGCCCAUACCAUGUGGCAGUGGGAAUGAACAACAGAGCUUGGUUUUAUGCUAUAGACGAUCAAAAACCUGGUUUUAAAAAGUUGAAGGACAUUGAAUAUCUGGGUACAAUAGCCAACAUGUGCCUUAAUGCUGAAUAUGCCGCUGCGCUGUUUGAGGGAAAGGUUCAACUGCACAUGAUUGAAGGCCGAGACCAGGAAGAGAAGAGACAAAUGAAGUUAUUCCCAGAUGAUGACAGAAAAGGACGGAUUUUAUGUCAUGCUCUGACCAACGAUUUCCUCUAUUAUGGAACAAAUUUAGGUCAUAUUAUGUGUUUCCUGGUGGAGGACUGGGAAAAGGCGUGCUGUUACGAGCACUCUGUCGGUGUGAUCAAAGUGUUUCCAGAUUUGAAUGGAUCACGAAUAGUUUUUAUUGAUGACAAGAAUGGUGGAUUCUUACUGUCUCCUUCAAAUGCAACUGACGUCUGCCUUGAGCUCCCUAAUUUCUCACCGACCAUCACAGGAGUGCUCUGGGACAACUGGCAUGCCGAUAGAGGGGUGUUUGUGGCAUAUGACUAUGACAAAGUCCACACCUACGCCCUGCAUAAAACCACUAUAUAUGGUCCCAGGGUGGUGUUGGUUGGAAGCACUCCUCUUUUAUUUUCCCAGAAGCCUUUGCUCUUAUACAAUGGAGAGCUGACCUGUCAAACAGCUAGUGGAAAAACCAGCAAUGUCACCCUGAGUACACACUCAUUUCCAAAAAGUUCUUUCAAAAAAGAUGCAAAGUCACCAGAUGACUUCAAAAAGCACUUGAAUGAUGCACUGAUGCUGAAGAGGUUUCAUGAUGCUCAAGAACUGUGCAGAGCGUGGGGCGAUGACAAAGACUUUGAUGAGAUGGGUAAAGCCUGCCUUGUGCACAUGGAGAUUGAGCUGGCCAUUCAAACCUAUCGAAUGAACUGCAAUGUUGGUAUGGUGAUGUCACUGAUGAGCAUUCAGGGCAUUGAGGACAGGAAUUUGCUAGCUGGUCAUUUGGCCAUGUUUCUGGGUGACUUCAAUCAGGCACAAGACCUUUACCUUUCCUCAAGUUGCCCAAAUGCUGCCCUGGAGAUGAGAAGGGACCUGCUACACUGGGACAGUGCUCUGUUGCUGGCCAAGAGUUUAGCAGAAGACCAGAUUCCUUUUAUUUCCAAGGAAUAUGCUGUUCAUCUUGAGUUUAUUGGAGACUAUGUGAAUGCACUGGCACAUUAUGAGAAAGGAAUGACACAUGACAAUAAAGAGCAUGAUGAGGUGUGUCAAGCUGGAGUAGCCAGGAUGUCCAUUAGGAUGGGGGACAUCAGGAGAGGCUCUGCACAAGCUGUGCAGCAUCCAAGUCGAGUCCUGAAGAAAGAGUGUGGAGCCAUCCUGGAGAGCAUGAAGCAAUUUGCUGAAGCUGCUCAGCUCUAUGAAAAAGGGCAAUAUUAUGAUAAGGCUGCAUCUGUUUAUAUUCGGUGUAAGAACUGGACUAAAGUGGGAGAGCUGCUUCCAAAUGUGUCUUCCCCAAAAAUUCACUUGCAAUAUGCCAAAGCAAAGGAGGCAGACGGAAAGUACAAAGAGGCAACUCAGGCUUAUGAGAGUGCCAAAGACUGGGACAAUAUGAUCCGCGUUCUGCUGGACCAUUUGAACAACCCAGAGGACGCUGUUCGCAUUGUCCGGGAGACACAGAGCAUUGAUGGAGCAAAAAUGGUUGCGAGGUUUUUCCUGCGUUUGAAUGACUAUGCCUCAGCUAUACAUUUCCUCGUACUCUCCCAGUGUAAUGACGAAGCAUUUCAGCUGGCACAGCAGCACGGACAGAUGGAGGUCUAUGCAGAAAUCAUUGGCUCCGAAGCGACACAGGAGGACUACCAGAGCAUCGCACUUUACUUCGAGGGGGAAAAGAAACACCUGCUGGCCGGAAAGUUCUUUCAGAAGUGUGGACAAUACAGCAGAGCUCUGAAGCACUUCCUCAAGUGCCCAAACACAGAAGACAACCUAGCUGUUGAGAUGGCCAUAGAGACUGUGGGCCAAGCAAAAGACGCCUCACUGACAACACAGCUCAUUGAUUACCUAAUGGGAGAGAGUGAUGGUGUUCCCAGGGAUGCCAAGUACCUGUUUCGUCUCUACAUGGCACUGCAGCAGUACAGAGAGGCCGCUCGCACUGCUAUCAUCAUCGCAAGAGAAGAGCAGUCAGCAGGAAACUACCGAAAUGCCCAUGAUGUACUUUUUAGUAUGUACACUGAGCUGCAAGCCCAGAAAAUAAGGAUACCGUCUGAGAUGUCUACCAACUUAAUGAUCCUCCACUCCUAUCUGUUGGUUAAGGUACAUGUAAAAAGGGGAGACCAUCUUAAAGGGGCCCGGAUGCUAAUUCGUGUCAGUAAUAAUAUCAGCAAGUUUCCAGCACAUGUUGUUCCCAUCCUGACCUCUGCCGUCAUUGAGUGUCACCGCGCUGGGUUGAAGAAUUCAGCUUUUAGCUUUGCUGCAAUGUUAAUGAGACCAGAGUACCGCAACGACAUAGACCCAAAGUACAGGAAGAAGAUUGAGGCCAUGGUUCGGCGUCCAGAUACAUCAGAGCUGGAGGAAGAAACUACGCCUUGCCCUUUCUGUGGCUUUCAGUUACCACAGAAUGACCUCCUUUGCAUUUCUUGCAAAAACAACUUGCCAUACUGCAUAGCAACAGGUCGUCAUAUGCUGAAGGAGGACUGGUCUGUUUGCCCUCACUGCGAGUUCCCUGCCCUCUAUUCUCAGUUCAUCCUGUUGUUGGAGACAGAGACAGUGUGCCCCAUGUGCUCAGAGCCUUUGGAUGUAAAACAAAUUAAAAAGAUCACGGACUGUUCUGGAUACCUCAAGACUGAAGAGCCAGAUCAAUGAGGAGCAUAUCCUUCUUUGACGUGUGAAUGGAGUUAUUACUAAAUCAAUGUAAGCCAAAAGCCAUGUAGUCGUAUUAUUUGUGGGUUUAUUUUUGGAAGGUGAAUGUUUUGAUAAUAAAAAAGCUGUGAC
This is a messenger RNA of Periophthalmus magnuspinnatus, 4263 nucleotides long. It is a transcript of the gene wdr19, whose product is annotated as WD repeat domain 19. Gene Ontology annotation, molecular function: protein binding. Gene Ontology annotation, biological process: intraciliary retrograde transport; cilium assembly. Gene Ontology annotation, cellular component: cilium; intraciliary transport particle A. The transcript is spliced from 36 exons. The coding region runs from base 91 to 4134 and encodes 1347 amino acids. NCBI's taxonomy places the organism in Eukaryota, Metazoa, Chordata, Actinopteri, Gobiiformes, Gobiidae. The record is from RefSeq and is a predicted model, not a curated record.